AUGAAGGCCUUGGGCACACUACGAGAGUGCAAGGUGGUGGGUGGCUGCCCGCCCACCCCCAAAUGCCACACACCGCCCCUCUACCGCAUGCGAAUCUUUGCGCCUAAUGAUGUCAUCGCCAAGACCUGCUUCUGGUACUUCCUAUCUCAGUUAAAGAAGAUGAAGAAGUCUUCAGGGGAGAUUGUCUACUGUGGGCAGGUGUUUGAGAAGUCCCCGUUGUGGGUGAAGAACUUCGGCAUCUGGCUGUGCUAUGUCUCCCAUAGCGGCACCCACAACAUGUACCGGGUGUUUCACGACCCGACCACCGCGGGCGCUGUCAUCCAGUACUAGAGAGACAGGCGCCCGGCACCGCGCCCGGGCCCACUCCAUCCAGAUCAUGAAGGUGGAGGAGAUCGCAGCCAGUAAGUGCCACCGGCCGGCCAUCAAGCCACAAUUCCAAGAUAAAGUUCCUGCUACCUGACCCUGUCCUGCGCCGUCAGCACUAGCCACGCUUCACCACCAGGAGGCCCAACAUUUUAGGUUCAGGGCCUUCGCCCGGGUGUGCCCCAGAUAAACUCAGGAACGCCCCGGUGCAAAAAAAGAAAGAAAUA
This is a messenger RNA of Rhinopithecus roxellana (golden snub-nosed monkey), 590 nucleotides long. RefSeq names its product 60S ribosomal protein L18a-like. Gene Ontology annotation, molecular function: structural constituent of ribosome. The coding region runs from base 1 to 330 and encodes 109 amino acids. The transcript is spliced from 2 exons. Lineage: Eukaryota; Metazoa; Chordata; Mammalia; Primates; Cercopithecidae. Gene Ontology annotation, cellular component: cytosolic large ribosomal subunit; ribosome. The record is from RefSeq and is a predicted model, not a curated record. Gene Ontology annotation, biological process: translation.